This is a messenger RNA of Metopolophium dirhodum (rose-grain aphid), 690 nucleotides long. Its product is annotated as tigger transposable element-derived protein 6-like. NCBI's taxonomy places the organism in Eukaryota, Metazoa, Arthropoda, Insecta, Hemiptera, Aphididae. Gene Ontology annotation, cellular component: nucleus. The transcript has 2 exons. The record is from RefSeq and is a predicted model, not a curated record. The coding region runs from base 1 to 690 and encodes 229 amino acids. Gene Ontology annotation, molecular function: DNA binding.
AUGACGUCCAAAAGACUAUCAGUGAAAAGUGAAGAGUGUAAAGGUGGUAAGCUUUCCAAAGAACGUUUAACAGUAGUUUUAUGUCCUAACAUGGAAGGAGAAUUUGAAAAACCUCUAGUUAUAGGCAAAGCACAAAAACCCAGAUGCUUCAAAAAUGUAGAUCCGACAAAAUUUCCCAUAAUUUGUCGAGCUAAUAAUAAAGCAUGGAAGAUUGCGUGGCUUCCAGCUAACACGACAUCACUUACCCAACCAAUGGACCAAGGAAUUAUUUAUUCGAUUAAAGUAAAUUAUCGUAAAAUGGUUUUACAAUCGUUAUUAGCAAGUAUGGAUAGCAUAAAAAGUGUUAAUGAAUUGUCAAAUAAAAUUAAUAUACUAGAUGCAAUUUAUUGGUUGAAUAAAUCUGUAAACUUAAUAAAACCAGAUACAGUCAAAAAAUGUUUCAUAAAAGCCGGGUUUAAUUUAGUUUUGGACCAGCCAACAGAAUAUGCCAUUAACGAUAACGAUAACGAUCUUAAAUUGCUAUGUUCUACAAUAAAUGAAAAAGUAGAUAGUGAUGAAUAUGUUAACAUCGAUAAGCAUUUAUGUACUAAUGAUACUGAUAUUAUUACUGAUACUACAGUGAAACCUUGCACUUCAAUUUCAAUAGACGUUGAACAAUCCAGUUCCGAAGACGAAACAGUUAGGCAAUGA